This is a messenger RNA of Aphis gossypii (cotton aphid), 1371 nucleotides long. Its product is annotated as trypsin-2-like. The transcript is spliced from 7 exons. Gene Ontology annotation, biological process: proteolysis. The coding region runs from base 84 to 1214 and encodes 376 amino acids. The record is from RefSeq and is a predicted model, not a curated record. Gene Ontology annotation, molecular function: serine-type endopeptidase activity. Lineage: Eukaryota; Metazoa; Arthropoda; Insecta; Hemiptera; Aphididae.
UAAAAAACAUACAUUAUGGACACUGUACUUAACGAAACACAUUGUUCCUGGGAUGCAAACAACGAACAAGUUAUUGUUUUAAGAUGGUAAUAUCAAAAAAAACUGAUGCUUACUUGUUACCACUGUGCAUAUUGUUGAUUUUUGGUCUUCACGCAACUGCAGGUCAACUGCAAGUACGAACUAAACAUGAAAAAAACAGGAACAAGGGUGAUCAAAUAUGCCGUCAAGACAUGGAAUGUGUUUCUAGGUCUGAAUACUGUGAUAUUAAUUUAGAACCGCAAAAUCAACAAAAAUGUAGUUUUGGAAAUGAACUACAAAUGGGUUAUUGCUGUCCUAUUAAUAAAGUUAUUCGGUCAAGCACAGAAAGAAGGAUGGCAAAUGACGAUGAUGAAUCAAUCUUGGAUAAAAUUCUAAAUAUACCGUUACCAGAACGUCCAGAACCCAUCAGACCGCUACCAGAAGAACCAGAAUGUGGACUAAACAUUAAGACUUUAUCCAACAUCUUAAAUGUACAAAAUGUAAAAGCUAAUGAUUGGCCAUGGAUGGCGGUGUUUUUAGAGACAACAAACUAUAUGAAUUUCUGUGGUGGAGUAUUACUUAAUCGACGAUUUGUGUUGACUGCUGCUCAUUGUUUUAAAAAAUAUACGAAACAAGAUUCUGUUGUUAGACUAGGUGAAUACGAUUUCACAAUUAAUAACGAGACGCAAUACAUUGACUACAGAGUGACAGAUAUUAGAUUACAUCCAGACUAUGAUCAUGCUACGCACGCCAAUGACAUCGCUAUAGUGAGGUUGAACAAACCUACAAUUUACAAUUCGUAUAUUCGACCUAUUUGUUUACCUAAAACAAACAUGGAAGUGUACAAAAAAAACGCCGUCGUGGCCGGUUGGGGUCGAACAAUUUUUGGUGGUCAAGUCAGUAACGUGCUUCAAGAAGUAGUUAUACCGAUUUGGGAACACGACGAGUGCGUUUCAGCUUUUUCACAACCAAUUUUCAAAACAAAUCUUUGUGCUGCAUCGUACGAAGGAGGCAAAGAUUCCUGUUUAGGUGAUUCCGGCGGUCCACUAUUGAUGCAAAGACAUGACGGAAAAUGGACUAAUGUUGGAAUAGUGUCUUGGGGCAUUAGUUGUGGAGAGUUGGGAAUACCUGGCGUUUAUACCAAAGUAACUUCAUACCUCAAAUGGAUAGCCGUGAACGCACAAGAUGUCAUUUAAAGAUUGAGUUCUGCUAUUUCAUUAGGAAUAUUUUAUGAAUUUAUUUAAACAAUUUCAACUUUUAAUCUAUAGCUAACCAUAGCACUAAAAUGAAUCAUGACAUGUAUACCAAAACAAUUAAAUAUAAUCAUAUAAAGAAAUAUAUUAUUUAAUCAGA